AAGGGAGUGAGAAAGAGCAAGAGAGAGAAAAAAACGGAUUUACUGCUGAGAAGUUUGUCUCCUUAAGUCCUCCAGGUCCAGAAGUCAGAUCUAGCACAGAGCAUGGAAAGGAGGCAACAGACACACAGUCCAUGAACCUGGAGAAGCAGUUCAACUUCAUGAGGAUGCAAGCUCAGGCCAUGACAGCCUCUGCCCUGGUGUAUUUCAUCCAGCUUCCUCGGGCAAGAUGUGAGGAAAACUGUGUGAACCCUGAACAUUGCUUGACCACAGAUUGGGUACAUCUCUGGUAUAUAUGGUUGCUGGUGGUAAUUGGCGCGCUGCUGCUCCUGUGGGGCCUGACUUCUGUGUGCUUCCGCUGCUGUCUGAGUCGCCAGCAAAAUGGGGAAGAGGAGGGCCGGCCUCCCUAUGAAGUGACAGUCAUCGCUUUUGAUCAUGACAGCACUCUCCAGAGCACGAUCACAUCCCUGCAGUCAAUAUUUGGCCCUGCAGCUCGAAGAAUCCUGGCUGUAGCUCACUCCCACAGCCCCCUGGGCCAGCUGCCCUCCUCUUUGGACACCCUCCCAGGGUAUGAAGAAUCUCUUCACAUGAGUCGCUUCACAGUUGCGAGGUGUGGGCCAAAAACACCUGAUCUACCCCCAGGGCUGGAAGAAAAGCAACUGACUCCAACUGACAAGUCUCCUCAAGCAGGACCCUCUUCUAACUGAUAGGAAUUCUGGUUUUAUAAAUGGGGCAGGGGGUAUUCCCAGAGUAUCUCCAGACAGACAAAUGGGACAUUUUUUUUCUAGCUUUCAGAAGACUUAGGAUGACAUCUAAACGUUAUUCCGUGGAAAGGAUGGGUUCCAAGCCUUCAUUUCCAGCCCCAUGUACUUUCUAGUAAGAAUGCUCUGAUUGCAAACUUGAGCUCCUUAACCAAUGGCCAAAAUUGGCAAAUAACCUCUUGCACUGGUGACUAAGACUGAACCAGGAGAGCAUCAAAAGUACCUUGAAUUUCUUUAGCUAUGGAGUUCCUUUACCCGUGGGCUAUGGCAGGUGUUUUUCUUCCUGCCAGCUAUAAUGCAAUAGUAGAUUGUAAUACAUGCGAGGAGAAAGACAAGAGCAUAGGCACAACCAUCAACAUUUUAGUGCACCAAAGCCAGGAAUUCUUCCUCUUGAGGGAACAUUCACUUUUCUACUGAAUAGUGAAUAAUAACAGUGAUAACUCUUGGCAUUACAUAAUACCUAAGUGGACAUUCAGGAUCCAGGGGUAGGAUUGUAGAUAUGGACUAAGGAUUGUAGAACAUAGUAUCGAAGUGCCAAAUAUCAAGGUCUUUCAUUCACUCUGGUCUACUCACUAGCAGUAUGAGAAACCGCAUGGAGUGCAGUAACAGUUUCUAUUAAUUUCUCAAGUCCUCUGACUUGCAGACACAUGCACACACGUGCGCAUGCAUGCACAUACACACAUAGUCUUUUCUCACUCUAAAAGAAUAGCAUUGUUAUGCUUUUCCCUUUCUGGCUGACCACUUAAAGCUAGGUUGUCUAUAGUGACACACGCUAGUCUCUAGGAGUGGCCUUCACUGCCACCUAGUGGCCAUGGUAGAAAAUGUAUUCUGUGUGAGCCUAUCUGCACCUCUCUCCGGCUCUUGGAACAAUUAACUGAACUCAGCCUGGAUAUUAUUCUUCCCAUGACACCAUCCUGCUGUCUAGUGCUAAGCUGCCCACCUGACAAAGGAGUUUCCUCAUCUGUAAAAUAGGGGAUAAUGACACCUCCAAGGAUUGUUGUGAGGAUCAAAUAAGCUAAAUAUAAAUGACAAGAUUGGUAACGUAUUAUGCACAUGUAUUUGUUACUCUUAAUAUUGGCAUCUAAUUUUCACUUGGCUACUAUGAUUCUGAGAAUUGUGUUGUCUUUUGGCCACUCAGCUUGUUAGGUUAUCGCUAAGUCACGUCAGAAGUCACUUUGUUUCAUCAAUAAAUAUUUGUCGAUUGAGGUUAACAACCAA
Suricata suricatta (meerkat) is the source of this 1976-nucleotide messenger RNA. It is a transcript of the gene TMEM52B, whose product is annotated as transmembrane protein 52B. The record is from RefSeq and is a predicted model, not a curated record. Lineage: Eukaryota; Metazoa; Chordata; Mammalia; Carnivora; Herpestidae. Bases 132 to 704 code for a protein of 190 amino acids. The transcript has 5 exons.